Molecule: messenger RNA, 1450 nt
Organism: Cucumis sativus (cucumber)
Lineage: Eukaryota; Viridiplantae; Streptophyta; Magnoliopsida; Cucurbitales; Cucurbitaceae
Product: dof zinc finger protein DOF1.4
Exons: 3
Coding region: 159-914 (251 amino acids)
Biological process (GO): regulation of DNA-templated transcription
Molecular function (GO): DNA binding; DNA-binding transcription factor activity
Source: RefSeq, a predicted model, not a curated record
UUGUUUCUUAGCUUUUGGAAGAGAAUAUCUAAUUCUUCUCUCUUAUUUUACCCUAAUUCAAAACAUCUUAUACUCUCUCUCUCUUUUCUUUCUUCUCUUCUUCUUUUUCAACCUCUUUCCUUUAGAAUCUGUUUCAUGAUAAAAAGGGUUGAUCCCUAAUGGCUUCAUCUUCUAGGAUUAUGGACAAACCCCAUCACCACCAACAACAACAAUCGUCAUCAGGUACUCUAAAGUGCCCUCGUUGCGAUUCUUCCAACACCAAAUUUUGUUACUACAACAACUACAGCCUCUCUCAACCAAGGCACUUUUGCAAAGCUUGCAAACGCUAUUGGACUCGCGGUGGAACCCUAAGAAAUGUCCCUGUAGGUGGCGGUUGUCGAAAGAACAAGCGCCUCAAAACUUCUUCCUCCUCCUCCACCUCAGUCAACGCUAAUUCUACGUCACCUCCAAGUCAAAACCCUCGCCUUCUUAUUCACAACCCCAUCAAUUCUACUACUGUUCCUAAUAUUGUUUCUUCAUCAGCUUUAAAUCAUACCAAUAGCUCAAUGUUCUUUGGGUUGGAUUCCAUUGGUGGUGGUAGUGGUGGUUUAGGGUUAUCUUCUUCUGGCCUUCUCUCCCACUUCAAUGAUCCACAUCAACAACCCUUCAGUUCAAAUCAUUUCCAUCACCCCACCAUCUCCUUUGACCGAAAUUCCCACCUUUUAGGUAAUAUCGAUCCAAAUUUGAUGACUUCGAUGAAGGAAAUCAAGAUUGAGGAUUUGAACAGGUUGUGCCAGAAUCAAACGGAACAAAUUGAUCUAUCGAACUUCUCCGACCCAUCUUCGAUCUAUUGGAACUCGGGAACGACGACAGUGACGGGGAAUUGGCACGAUCCGACAAACUAUAAUGGGUCGUCAGUUGCUUCUCUAUUCUAGCUAGUAUGUGUAUUUGUAUCUCCCUCUCUAUUUUUAGAGGAAAAAAGAAUAAAGGUUGAGGAGCAAAGACGAGAGGAGUGGGAUCGGAGCGAUCAUGUCAGCUGCAACAAAAGCUCUCAAAAUCCUUCAAAAUUUAUCCAUGUUGGUUUGAGAAUUUUAUAGGUAAUUGCGCUGAGAGGAACCUCGGAUCCUCUUUCAUUUCGUCACUUUAAUUAUAAAAACAUCUCUUUUUUUUUUCCUUUUACUUUUGAACAACAACUUUCUUCAUAUCCUUAGUUCGAUUCCAAUUUCAACAUAUAGAAAUUAGAUGAGACCUAAUUAGCUCAUUCGAGGUGUGUGUUUAAUGAAUUACAUGCAUGUGUUUCAAAGGAUCGGAUACUUUUUCUUUUUCUUUUUUGGGGCGGGGGAGGGGGGUAUAUAAUACUUAAGGGUAUAGGGAGAGAUGAUAAGAGGGAGAUUUGUUAUUUUGUAAUGGUGAUUAAUUAUGAGAUUUAUAUUCUGUUAAGUUUAAUGUUAAUUAUAUCUAUGUUAUAUUA